This is a messenger RNA of Hevea brasiliensis (rubber tree), 4566 nucleotides long. RefSeq names its product wall-associated receptor kinase 3. Gene Ontology annotation, biological process: cell surface receptor signaling pathway; protein phosphorylation. The transcript has 6 exons. Gene Ontology annotation, molecular function: calcium ion binding; ATP binding; protein serine/threonine kinase activity. Lineage: Eukaryota; Viridiplantae; Streptophyta; Magnoliopsida; Malpighiales; Euphorbiaceae. Gene Ontology annotation, cellular component: plasma membrane. The record is from RefSeq and is a predicted model, not a curated record. The coding region runs from base 182 to 4429 and encodes 1415 amino acids.
GGUAACAUAAUAGUGUGAAAUUAAAACUAUAAGAAUAAUAUGUAAGAAGACCAAGAUUUUAACAUAGUCUUGUACCUUGUUGCUGCCUAUAAUUAUAGACCCAGCUCCGAUGAACCAUUCUCAACGCCAAAGGAAGUCCGUAAAUUAAGGAAAGCAAAAGCCCUUUAGUAUAGUUGUAGCUAUGGGUUUCGGUAGAUUACUUAUGCUCCUUGUUCUUGCUGGGGUGCUUGUAGCACCGGCAACAGCUCAAGCCAAGCCCAACUGCCCAGACCGUUGUGGGCAUAUAAGCAUUCCAUAUCCCUUUGGCCUAAAUGAUCAUUGUAGCCUAAACAAACAGUUCCUCAUCACUUGCAACAACACCAAUUCUACACCUCCACGAGAAAAAGCUUUUUUGGGGAAUUCGAGUAUUAAGGUUACAAACAUUAGCAUCGAUGGUGAAUUGCAAAUCAGGAGCGAAAUAUCCCGACGUUGCUAUGAUAAAUUGUCCGGCAAUGUGUACUGGGAAACAAAUUGGUUGCGUUUGUCAAAGUUCAGAAUUUCCAAAUUGAAAAACAAGUUCACUGUCGUGGGCUGUGAUAGCUAUGCAUACCUCCGGGGCUUUCGAGAAGGGAAAGCUUACAGAGCCGGAUGCAUGUCGACCUGCGACUCCUUCGAUUCUGUGUAUAACAAGUCUUGCGCAGGUAGUGGAUGUUGCCAGAUGGAGAUUCCUGAUGGACUAUACUAUACAAAUGUCACGGCCUACAGUUUCGACAGCCAUAAAAAGGUGCAAGAAUUCAAUCCCUGCACCUAUGCCUUCGUUGUAGAAGAUGACAAAUUCGACUUCUCUUCUGAAUAUCUAAAGAAUAUCCCAGAAGAUACGGAGUUCACGAUGGUGCUUGAAUGGUCAAUUGAUAACAAUACACUAAGCACUCUGUGCAAGGAUAAUGCCGAGAGUUAUCAACCAGACAACGUUUCUGGAUAUCGAUGCCGAUGCAAGAAAGGCUAUGAAGGGAAUCCAUAUCUUGGGUGCCGAGACACCAACGAAUGCAACCAUCCAAAUAACUGCUCACAUAUAUGCAUUGAUUUGGAGGGAAGUUAUAGAUGCGAUUGCCCGAAGGGAUACUAUGGGGAUGGGAGAAAAGACGGACAAAGUUGCACAGCUUCUCAAUUUCCACUUAAUAAGAUAAUUAUUGGUGUUGGCAUAGGCUUUAUAGUCCUGUUGGUUGCUAGCUCUUGGCUUUACUUGGUUUUAAAGCAGAGAAAGCUCAUCAAACUUAAAGAGAAAUUCUUCAGGGAAAAUGGCGGGUUUAUCUUGCGACAGAAAUUCUCUGGACGACAAGGAAACCCUGAUAUGGCUAAAAUCUUUACGGAUGAUGAGUUGAAGAAGGCCACCAACAAUUAUGAUGAGAGCACCAUCGUGGGGAAAGGAGGCUUUGGCACUGUUUAUAAGGGAAUUUUAUCUGACAAAAGAGAAGUUGCCAUCAAGAAGUCAAUAUCUGUUGAUCAAAACCAAAUCGAACAAUUCAUUAAUGAGGUGGUGGUGCUGUCCCAAAUUAACCACAGGAAUGUGGUCAAGCUCUUGGGUUGUUGUUUAGAGACUCAAGUCCCUCUGCUAGUUUAUGAAUUCAUCUCCAACGGUACGGUCUUUGAUUACGUGCAUGACCAAAGAAAUGCAUCAGCUUUCUCUUGGGACAUCCGUCUGAGGAUAGCAGCAGAAACUGCAGGAGCUCUAUCUUAUUUGCAUUCUGCAGCUUCUGUACCAAUCAUCCAUAGAGAUGUGAAGACUACUAACAUCCUCUUAGAUGCUAAAUACACUGCAAAAGUGUCUGAUUUUGGAGCUUCAAGAUUGGUUCCACUAGAUGAAACUCAGCUAUCUACGAUGGUGCAAGGAACUUUGGGAUACCUGGACCCAGAAUACUUUCAGACAAGUCAAUUGACUGAGAAGAGCGAUGUCUAUAGCUUUGGAGUAGUACUUGUGGAGCUACUAACGGGUAAGAAAGCACUUUCAUUUGAUCGACCUGAGGAGGAGAGAAGUCUAGCGAUGCAUUUUCUUUCUUCAAUGAAAGAGGGUAAAUUGUUUGAAAUUCUUGAGAAGCAUAUUGUGAAUGAGGUAAAGAAAGAGCAGGUACUGGAAAUGGCUCAGCUGGCGAAACGGUGCUUGAGUUUGAAAGGGGAGGAAAGGCCUCCUAUGAAGGAAGUAGCAAUGGAACUGGAAGGCCUCCACAGGAUGAAGAUGCAUCCAUGGGUGGCAGUGAAUACAGAGGAAACAGAGUUCUUGCUGGCCAGAGAGGAAUCCAGUGCUUUUGGUGAUGGGGACGGAUACACUGCAUCAACCCAAGAUAGGCUUCACUGCUCUGAUCGUUGUGGAAAUUCGACCAUUCCAUACCCUUUUGGCUUAGACGGCUGUAAUCUAAGCCCGGAGUUCCUCAUAACCUGCAAUGAUAGUUUCAACCCUCCGCUGCCAUUUCUGAGGAAAUCAAAUAUCAAGGUCAAAAACAUAACUCUAGAUGGCAAGUUGGAAAUCGUCACAAUUGCAGCUCGAGAUUGCUACAAUCAAUCAGGUGCACGACAGCCGGGAUUCCGACGACGGAUCCUCACUUUGUCAAAUUUCACCAUCUCAAAAUCCCAAAACAAGUUCACGGUUAUUGGCUGUGACAGUUAUGCAUACCUCCAAGGCUUUCGAGAUGGGAAAUUGUAUAGCUCCGGGUGCAUGUCAGUCUGUGCUGAACGUGAAUUCGUGGACGAUAAUUCUUGCUCCGGCAGUGGGUGUUGCCAGAUAGAGAUUCCCGACGGACUGUACCGCGCAAAUGUCACUGCAUACAGCUUCAAUAAUCACACCAAUGUCUCGGAUUUCAACCCCUGUACUUAUGCCUUUAUUGUAGAAGAUAGCAAAUUUAAUUUCUCCUUCAAAUACCUUCAAAAUAUAUCAAAUACUGCAGAAUUCCCAAUGGUUCUUGAUUGGGCAAUCGAGGACAACAACACAAACGCCUGUAAGGACCAUGCCCAAAGUUAUCAGCCACCUGGCAACAUUUCGGGGUAUCGCUGUGAAUGCAAGGCUGGUUACCAGGGGAACCCAUACGUUGGUUGCCAAGAUAUCAAUGAAUGCGAAAAUGAAAAUGAGUGCACAGAUAAAUGCACUAACACGGAGGGAAACUAUACAUGCUCUUGCCCGAAGGGAUACCAUGGCGAUGGAAGAAAGGAUGGACAAGGUUGCACUCCCAAUCAAUUGUCACUUGUUAAAAUCACUCUAGGUGUUGGCAUAGGCUUUACAGCCUUGGUUGUUAUUGCCUCCUGGCUUUACUUGGUCUUCAGGAAACAAAAGCUCAUCAAGCUAAAGGAAAAAUUCUUCCAGCAAAAUGGUGGCGCCAUCUUACAACAGAAACUUUCUAGACGAGAAGGAACCCCUGAUCACACAGCAAAAAUCUUCACAGCAGAGGAGUUGAAGAAGGCCACCAAUAAUUAUGAUGAGAGUACAAUAAUUGGCAAAGGAGGUUUCGGCACUGUUUAUAAAGGAAUUUUAACAGAUAACAGACUAGUUGCCAUUAAGAAGUCAAUAACAGUUGAUCAAAACCAAAUUGAGCAAUUCAUUAAUGAGGUGGUGGUGCUGUCCCAAAUUAACCACAAGAAUGUAGUCAGGCUCUUGGGUUGUUGUUUAGAGACUCCAGUCCCGUUACUAGUUUAUGAAUUCAUCACCAAUGGUACCCUCUUCGACCACAUACACAAUGAAAGCAAUGGAUUAUCAGCCCUCUCUUGGGAGACUCGUCUAAAGAUAGCUGCAGAAAUGGCAGGAGCAUUGUCCUAUUUGCAUUCAGCAGCUUCUGUGCCAAUCAUCCACAGAGAUGUCAAGACUACCAACAUCCUCUUAGAUGCUGAUUACACUGCAAAAGUGUCUGAUUUUGGAGCUUCAAGGUUGGCUCCACUGGAUGAAACUCAGUUAUCCACUAUGGUGCAAGGAACUUGGGGAUACCUGGACCCAGAAUACCUACACACAAGUCAAUUGACUGAUAAGAGUGAUGUGUAUAGCUUUGGAGUAAUACUUGUGGAGCUACUGACAAGUAUGAAGGCACUUUGCUUUAAUCGUCCCGAGGAAGAGAGAAGUCUGGCUAUGUAUUUUCUUUCUUCUGUGAAAGGGGGGAAAUUAUUUGAGGUUCUUGAUAGUCGUAUCAUAAAUCAAGGAAAGGAAAAGCAGAUGGAGGAAGUGGCGAGGCUAGCCACUCGUUGCUUAAGAUUGAAAGGGGAGGAGAGGCCCUCUAUGAAGGAAGUUGCAAUGGAAUUAGAGGGCCUAAAAAUGAUGGAAGUGCAUACAUGGGCUGAAGUAAACCUAGAGGAGACAGAGUACCUGCUUGGUGAGAAAUCCAACAAUUUUGGUCAUGGAGAUGAUAGCACUGCAAGUGCUGGCUAUGAUAGCAUGAAAAACCAUGUGAUUUUAUCAGUAGGUGAUGGUAGAUGACUUUUUUUUUUACUAUUCUGUGUGUCAGUGUGCGUUAUGUCCAUUACCAGCUUGUGGAUAAAAUGAUGAUUGCUUGCAUUGGCUUGUCUCUAUUCUUCAAUUUCCACUGUAAUUGCCUUUUACCCCUGCCUAUAGAA